AUUGGUUUGACAGUGACAGGGAGGUUUAUUCGCAGAGGUUAUGUUGUUAUAUCACUGUGUUUAGUUUUUCUCAAUUUCUCUCAUAAAAUUGGAAAUUAUGGAUGAAGUAAAUGCUCGUCUAGGGUCUAUGCGGAAUACACUUUCUGCUUUAAGUAAGCGUAGAUCUUUUAAAUAUGGUUUACCCUUCAUUUUAUUUAUGGUUGGAGGAUCAUUCGGUUUACGAGAAUGGACACAAAUCAGGUAUCAGUUUUCCAAAGUAAAAGGCGUGAGUAAAGAAGAAGCAAAGAAAAUGGGCCUGAAUAAAGAAAAGGAUGUAACUUUGGAACAAACGUACGAAGAAAUACAAAAAUUAGACAUAGACAAUUGGGAAAACAAACGAGGCCCACGACCUUGGGAGACCACAGAACCGGAAAAGAAAUGAUUAUGUGUCAAGUGUGACUUCAUACUGUUAGCACAAAGUGUUAAAGUAUUAUUGUUGUAAAUAUUUUUAUCUUAGUUAAAUAAAAUAUUUUUUGUUUUCCUAAACAUA
Molecule: messenger RNA, 529 nt
Organism: Helicoverpa armigera (cotton bollworm)
Lineage: Eukaryota; Metazoa; Arthropoda; Insecta; Lepidoptera; Noctuidae
Gene: l(3)neo43
Product: lethal (3) neo43
Exons: 2
Coding region: 98-421 (107 amino acids)
Biological process (GO): mitochondrial respiratory chain complex IV assembly
Cellular component (GO): mitochondrial inner membrane
Source: RefSeq, a predicted model, not a curated record